GAGAAAAUAUAAACAGGAAAUAACUGGGUCAUCUUAAUAACAUAACAGGUAAGCAUUACAAAACUGUAGGGAACAAUUUGAGGAUGAUGAGGUAGAGUUUAUAUGAUUAUAAUUAUUGAAAACAUACAUAGAUUUCCAGAUUGCAGGGAGUUAUUUUAGUAGAGCUGCUGCUGCAGGCUAAUUUAAACAGAUGAGUCAUGUUAUUUCAUCAGCUCAACCAGCUGCCUGUUUAAUUAACUUCUCUUAGUGAAGAGCUUGUUUAUAGAAGCUGUAACUUUGUUGACAGCAUUAUUGGCAAACUCUUAGCUUGUUGUCAUGCAGCCAAAAGCUUAGAGUGAUGUUAAAGGCGUGUUAGUUUGGCAGAAAUUAGUCACCACCCAGUUCCCUACCCGCACUCAGCUGAUGUUAUGAUUUCAAUUUGUUGCACUAUGUUGGAAUUAAUUGUUUGUUUGUUUGUUUUUUAUUGCUCACUAUACCCACUACCACCUCUACCUUCACUCACUCCCUCAACUGCAUCACCCACAUGUCUCCUCUCCCCUCCCCUCACUCAUUCACCCAGACUCGGACAGCCUCUCCAGCCCCACCCGCCUCAGCCUUAGCCUGUCAGAUGGCUCUGAGGACCAGCUGGACCGCCUGCAGCAGGUGGAGCUGGCCAGGACCACACCCAUGUCUCAGUGGAGGGCGGGCACUGUGCAGGCUUGGCUUGAAGUUGUCAUGGCAAUGCCCAUGUACAUCCGCACCUGCUCGGAAAAUGUGAAGAGUGGCAAGGUUUUACUGGGGUUGACGGAUGAGGACCUGGAGCUGGGUUUAGGUGUCAGCAGUUUAAUGCAUCGCCGUAAACUCCGUCUUGCCAUCGAGGAUUACAGAGAUGCUGAGAAUGGCAGAGGGUUGUCCAAGGCUGCAGAUAUGGAUCACCACUGGGUGGCUAAAGCCUGGUUAAGUGAUGUGGGCUUGCCUCAGUAUUCUCAAGCUUUUCACACACACCUGAUAGACGGCCGCAUGCUGAACUCUCUGACACGUCGCGACCUUGAACGCCACCUCAACGUCAACAAAAAGUUCCACCAGGUCAGCUUGCUACUAGGCAUCGAACUGCUACACUUGCUCAAUUUCGACAAGGAGGCACUCCAGGCUCGCCGGGUACAAUGUGAGCACCAGAACAUUGAUCCACUGGUAUGGACCUCUCAUCGAGUCAUCAAAUGGAUCAGAGACAUUGACCUGAAGGAGUUUGCUGAAAGCCUCUUAAACAGUGGAGUUCAUGGUGCUGUCAUGGUGCUUGACCCGACUUUUAACACUGACGCCAUGGCGACAGUGCUGGGGAUCCCCAACAACAAACACAUGGUUCGCAGACACCUUGUUGAGGAGAUGAAAACUCUGAUUUGCUCAGCCAGGACAGAUGCCAAACAGGACUAUGAACGUCUAGGCCAGGGAACACCACCAACCCUGCUUCGGCAGAACUCCCUGGGCAGGCCACCAAGCUCAACCAGCCGGCACACUGAUGACGAGGGCUCACUGAGAAGAAGGGCUGUCAAGCCUCCAACAGGCUUCAGCCCCAAAGCUCGCAGCGGGCGGGACUUGAGUUGCCAUAGCAGCUACGGCUCCCUGCCACGGGAAGGUCGAGACCAUACUCCGCCCAGAGCAGAGGGAAGCCCUAUCCGUGGUUACACCAGCAUAGAGGUCACCAACGUGUGAGGUCACCAGAGUGCGACGAACACCGGACAUCAAUGUCAUCACAACCUCAAUUUACAUCACAGACAUUUGUCUUCUCUGUGUACCUGAACAUGAGAUGGUUAUUUUUUUUCUCAAGAUGAGCCUUUACAGUAAAGAUUGCACUUUUUAAAGGGAUGGGUUUCUUUUUUUCUUUUUCUUUUUUCUUCUACAAGUUUCCUGGUUUGAGGAAAACCCUGUCAGAGUCAUUGUGUGCCAGUGGUGUUCUGAUUGUUUCGAGGGCGACUGUUUCUAUUCCCCAACGCCAGAAUCAAGAGAUGGAGGACUGAAGCUAAAUGAUUAUUUUUCUAUUUCUUUGUGUGAAUGGUUCUUUGUGAACCAGGCAGGAUGUGACUUGGCAGUUUUGUUUUUGUUGACUUGUGUUUCUCUGAAGGAAAUGAGAUUUUAAAAAAGACAGUUUGUAGUAUACAGGGUACUUGAUGACAAAACGGGGAAAAAAAGUUUCUUAUCAGUGUAAAUUGUUCUUGCUUGAUUCAGUUGUUUAAAUUUCUGCUGUUUGUGAUGCCUUGCCAAUGUAGCUGAGGACAAUGAACAAAAAAAAAAAGACCUGAAUUGAAUUUUAAAAUCUUGGGUAUAUGUUUGAUAGUCAUUUUUCAUCUUGCACAUUUACACUGUUUUGUCCAAACAAAUGUAGCACCCUAUUCUGAUGUUUUAUACUGUGCAGUGAAUAUGGAAAAAUAUGUGGGCAAUGCCAACAAAAGAUGACUGCAGAGCUGUACGUCCAUGGAGGCCUAUGGGCUAAAAGGUGUGAGGAUGCAAAUAUGUGAAAAGGUAAGACUGUUCCUUUGAAUGAAAUAAAAGAAAUACAUUAAAAUAUCAUGAUUGCACUGUUGCACACAUCUUCAGCAGGAAGUCCAACAGAGACAUGGGUGGAUUGUGGAUGUAACCUCUUAAACUGUGGUGUCUCUGAAGUGUCUCUGAAGAAAAUGGUGAUGAAAAGCAGCAUAUCAAAAUAAUAAUGUUUCAAGUUCCACAAGUCAAUAUUGUUUUCAUAUUAACAAUGAAUAAAAUGAUUACAUUUAAUGUGAAUGUAUUGUUUGGUUGCACAAUUACAAACCCACAGAGAAUGAUCAGCC
Molecule: messenger RNA, 2801 nt
Organism: Scomber japonicus (chub mackerel)
Lineage: Eukaryota; Metazoa; Chordata; Actinopteri; Scombriformes; Scombridae
Product: kazrin-A-like
Exons: 7
Coding region: 667-1689 (340 amino acids)
Molecular function (GO): protein binding
Source: RefSeq, a predicted model, not a curated record